Molecule: messenger RNA, 1804 nt
Organism: Carica papaya (papaya)
Lineage: Eukaryota; Viridiplantae; Streptophyta; Magnoliopsida; Brassicales; Caricaceae
Product: heptahelical transmembrane protein 4-like
Biological process (GO): response to hormone
Cellular component (GO): membrane
Molecular function (GO): signaling receptor activity
Source: RefSeq, a predicted model, not a curated record
UUUAUCGAAUAAAUAAAAAGGUGAGGGGUCCACUAUAAAAUCGACGAAUUGUUCCCAUCUAUUUGGUUCGGCGGGGUCUCACUGUCGCCAUAAAUCGUGCCAAAACCGCAACUUGUUGCCUACAAAAAAUGAAAAGCUUUGGCUCCUCCGCGAUUUUAUUAACGAUGCGUUCUCUUCGAUAAAUUUCUUUCGCUUGCGUUUCUGAUUUGCAGAACUUCCAAAAAAUUUCCUUGCUUUCCGACGACUUCGCUUGAAGGAAUUCUCAUCUGGGUCUCUUCUCGACUGGUUGUUUGGUUUGUUUUGAGCAGAGGAUGGCUGGUGAGGGAGAAAGUUUUACGAAAGUAUCAUCCGAAACUGUUGAGAAGCACAGUUUAUGUUCUUCAAAGGGAGGGAAAGGGAAGAGAUUGUGGAAGAAGGUGAAGUAUCAGCUGGUAGAGUACCAUUCUUUACCUGGUUAUCUAAGGGACAAUGAGUACAUUGUUGGUCAUUACCGAUCGGAAUGGCCAUUGAAGCAAGUUCUGCUUAGCAUUUUCACCAUCCACAAUGAGACAUUGAACGUGUGGACGCAUUUAAUAGGGUUCUUCCUUUUCCUUGCACUCACCAUAUACACUGCAAUGAAGGUCCCUAAGGUUGUUGAUCUUCAGUCCUUACAACAUAUCCCUGAUGUUUUAAGAAAGGCUGAUCUGCACAAAUUGCAUUCAGAACUCUUGACAUGCCUCCCUUCCUUGCCAAACAUCCCUGACAGAUUUAGGUCAGGCUGGCAUGUUGUAGAUCUUCUAUAUAAUUGUUUGCCAGAGCGAUUUUCCAGUGGCAACCACACUGAUGUUUGUGUUCUGCAUACAGUGAAGGAGGAUUUGGCAAACAUAAUAGCACCAUUGAUGGUGAGACCAAUAACACGCUGGCCAUUUUUCGCUUUCCUUGGUGGGGCAAUGUUUUGCUUACUGGCAAGCAGCACAUGUCACCUUCUUUCGUGCCACUCGGAGCGCCUGUCGUACAUCAUGCUCAGGCUUGAUUAUGCUGGAAUUGCAGCCCUUAUAUCUACUUCCUUCUACCCUCCUGUCUACUACUCCUUCAUGUGCAAUCCCUUCUUCUGCAACCUUUACAUGGGAUUCAUAACCAUAUUGGGAAUUGCCACAAUCUUGGUUUCCCUCUUGCCUGUGUUUCAGAAUCCGGAAUUCCGUAGCAUUCGUGCAUCUCUCUUCCUCGGUAUGGGCUUAUCUGGUAUUGCACCUAUUCUGCACAAACUUAUCUUGUUCUGGGAGCAGCCAGAAGCACUUCACACAACCGGGUAUGAGAUCCUAAUGGGACUUCUAUAUGGGCUUGGAGCAGCUGUUUAUGCAACAAGGAUUCCAGAGAGAUGGAUGCCCGGAAAAUUUGACAUUGCAGGGCAUAGUCACCAGCUCUUCCAUGUUUUGGUAGUGGCCGGAGCAUAUACUCACUAUCAGGCUGGAUUGGUUUACCUGAAAUGGCGCGACCUGGAAGGAUGUUGAGCCGCAAAAAUUGGAUAAAUAAAGUCAGACUAGAGAUGUCUUUAGCAUUUAGGAGGGAUAGAGGGUAGAAAUGCAGUGUUUUGGAGGUUUCUACCCCAUCGCCACUCUUUCUGAUUCAUUCAUAAAUAUGGACUAUUAAUGAUUUGUCCACACACACUGGAAAUGUAAAUCUCUGUACUCAAGGGAUGUAUUAGGCAGAAAUAGAACAACCAGUUACGCUGUUUCUUAUAGAAACCUAAUGGUGUAUUAGCAUGACAGGUAGCUGAUCUCAGAGUAAAAGGAAGAAAGUAAUAGAGUCUGACGGUUCUGACCUU